UUUCUCCUCGGUUUUCUCGCACCGCCGAUUUGGAAAUCUUAUAUGUUAUGAGUCCGAGUUUUUACUUAAAAAGCGCUAUUAUUCAGUAAUAAACUUCGCAGACCCUCAUCAUGGACGAUCAAGCUUGUCCCCGUUGUAAAACCACUAAAUAUAGAAAUCCAUCUCUAAAAUUGAUGGUAAACGUUUGUGGCCAUGCUUUAUGCGAAAGUUGUGUGGAUUUACUGUUUUUAAAAGGAUCCGGUUCUUGUCCCGAAUGCAACGUGCCACUACGACGGAGCAACUUCCGUGUCCAAUUGUUUGAAGAUUCCAUGGUGGAAAAAGAAAUAGACAUUAGAAAACGAGUAUUGAAAGAUUACAAUAAGAAAGAGGAAGAUUUUGCUACUCUACGAGAAUAUAAUGAUUACUUGGAAGAAAUAGAAACUAUUAUAUUUAAUUUAGUUAAUAAUAUAGAUGUAGUAGGUACUAAUAAAAGGAUUGAGCAGUAUAAGAAGGAAAAUAAAGAACUUAUUAAUAAGAAUAAGGCAAAAAUUGGCCGCGAAGAAUUAGAGCUUGAAGAAAUCCUAGAAAUUGAGAAACAAAUGGAAGAGCUCAAGCGUUCAGAGAUAUUCCGCCUCGAACAAGAGGCUAAAAAGGCCAAGAUUCGGGAGAAGGAGGCUUUGAUUGAUGAGUUGAUGUUUGCUGACGGUGAUGCCAAAGACAUCUUGAACACUUUUGCUCAGAAUGCCAUUGCCAAUAAGCAGGAGGCUGAGGUGGUACCUAUUGUGCCAAAGGUGACCCACUUCUCAUCUGGAGUGAAGUUCACAAGAGGAGCCAGCGGGCAGCAGCCAUUACCAACCUUUGAUGAGGGGCCACUCUACAAGUAUGAGGCUCCGGUCAUACCGGACCGCUGUGGGCCUGACGCACCAACCAUUCAGGAGAUUGUUACUGGUGGUUACUUGCAACAUGUUAGAGCAGAGAAUGAAGCUGAAAAGGCUGGUGGUUACUCCUCAACUCUGCCGUGUUUGCGCGCCCUUCAGGAUGCCCUGGCUGGCCUCUACCAUGCCAGCUGACCCGGAGACCCCACUGAGACCGUCAUCAUACUCGACUAGCUAUCUGAUCAGGCCCCUUAGCCGAAUGGCAUUUCAGCGACGCGAAAUGCCACCGAAACGCCGCAGAAAUGUAGUCUGGCUCUGUCGCGCCAAUACGCAAGAGCGAUACAGAUAGAGCUACGAAAGAGAUAUUAUCGUGAGCGUUUCGUGAGCGUUUGUGCAUUCGGCUACGCACACAAGCAUUCCAAAUGACAAUGGAAAAAAUAAAAAUUAUAUGAAAUUAUAUUUAAGGAGAGUGCACAGAGUACAGAUGCAGUGCGAAAAGGGUUUCCUUCGUAUUUUUCCGGAAACGUUCGUAUUUGUCAUGCUAGUUCAGUCCAUGUCAGUACAUCUUGUACUGAGACUGACAGAAAUAGCAUGACACGUUUGUACGUUUCUGUAACAAUACGAAGGCAAAUCUUUUCGCACUGCAUCUGUAGGUAAGUACUAACAGUAUUUUGUACGGGACUCCUAUUGUUUAAGUGAAUUAUAAAUUUAGGCCUGAUUUAGACGGCGUGCGAACUCGCAUGCGAUUUUAGUUACAUUGCGGGCUGUUGAGUUACAUACCAUUUUGCACGCCAAUGUAAAAAAAAUCGUAUGCAUACUCGUACCGUCUAAAUGGGCCCUUACUCUGUGGAUGUUAAGUGUUGAUUAAGUAUUCUUGUAUUUACUGUCUAAAUAAUUUCAUUGAGGCACACAAAAUGACAUUGAAUUCAAUUCAUUCUUCAGAUGAGUCUCUAGCAAGUCCAGUUUGAAGCAGGAGUGUCAAAUAUUCAUCUUUUUAAGGAGAAAAAUGAACCUUUUCCAUUAUAUUUUUCUGUAAUUUUAGAGAGGUUACAACUUCAGAAAAGGUAAGCAAAUUCAAAUUUCUACGAAAAUGAUGGAUUAUUAUGACCUGGUUUGCCUAUCAAUGCAAAUUUUUCAAUAGUGAUUAUGAAAAGUUUAGGAACUUGAUAAAUAUACCAUUAUAUGUAGUUUUAAACAUACCGGUAGCUCUCCCUCACCUUGAGUAAAUUUACGCGAACCUAAAGUCCUUUGUUGAUCUUAAGGCAACAUUAAAGUUGAAAUUAUUUGAGAUUAACGAUUUGUAAACAAAACAUCACGAUCGUUAUGUAAAAAUUCUGAUUUAAGUAAUGUAAAUUCAAAUUGAUUGUCCCAAUAUUUUCUAUUGUAAGUAUCUUUAUACCUCUUGCAUCGAAUGAUGGGCUGAUGGCACUAAGACAUUUCAUUUUUUAAGUCGAAGCUGAGUGUAUUUUUUUUACUCGAAUCUUGGAUGUUUAAAUUGACUGAUUCUCCGAUUUUUGAUUGUAUUUAGAUGUGUAAUAAUGAAAAUCGAAACAUAUGUCUAAAAGUAAAAUCAACCUCUUGCAUGACUGUCAUAAUUUCGGCGUGAGGGAUAAACUCGUAAAAUAUUUAUAAACUGUGAACUAGCUUAUUGAAGUGUAAAUACUUAGUUAAGCUAUUUAAUUACUGUGUGUUGUUGUUGUUAUUGUUGUUUGGUAAUAUAUUGAGUGCAUUUAAA
Leguminivora glycinivorella is the source of this 2589-nucleotide messenger RNA. RefSeq names its product CDK-activating kinase assembly factor MAT1 (gene Mat1). The record is from RefSeq and is a predicted model, not a curated record. Bases 111 to 1049 code for a protein of 312 amino acids. Gene Ontology annotation, cellular component: transcription factor TFIIH holo complex. NCBI's taxonomy places the organism in Eukaryota, Metazoa, Arthropoda, Insecta, Lepidoptera, Tortricidae. Gene Ontology annotation, biological process: nucleotide-excision repair; regulation of transcription by RNA polymerase II; positive regulation of cyclin-dependent protein serine/threonine kinase activity. The transcript is spliced from 5 exons. Gene Ontology annotation, molecular function: cyclin-dependent protein serine/threonine kinase activator activity.